This is a messenger RNA of Rhagoletis zephyria (snowberry fruit fly), 3482 nucleotides long. RefSeq names its product G protein-coupled receptor kinase 1 (gene Gprk1). NCBI's taxonomy places the organism in Eukaryota, Metazoa, Arthropoda, Insecta, Diptera, Tephritidae. Gene Ontology annotation, molecular function: G protein-coupled receptor binding; ATP binding; G protein-coupled receptor kinase activity. The record is from RefSeq and is a predicted model, not a curated record. Gene Ontology annotation, biological process: protein phosphorylation; regulation of signal transduction; G protein-coupled receptor signaling pathway.
AUGCUCUCGAAUUGGUACAUUGCGAAGUUAGUAUCCUAUUCUGAUUGGAUGUAUUAUAUUGAUACACAUUAGAUUAAAAAAAUAUAUAUAUGUAUUUAGAUAUAAAUUUCUUUUUUGUGGUCAAUUGAAUAAGCUGUGCUGUAUAAUGUACAAUUAAUUUAUCCUAUAUGCAUAUUUGUGAUUUGAAAUAGUUUAUGUGAAAAGGUGCAAUACUGAAAGAAAUAUAUGUACAUAGUAGUGUGCACAUAUGAAAACAAAGAAUUGGCAAAAAUGUAAGGCAAUGCAACGUCUUUCAUUUGUUGGGAGAUCGUCGUCGUCGGUACCAUUUCAAUAGCAAGUAGAUUUGCAUAGUACACCUAACGAAGGAACCGAGGUCCAACGCACAAACAUGGCGGAUUUGGAAGCUGUGCUGGCGGACGUCAGCUAUCUGAUGGCCAUGGAGAAAUCCAAAUGUACACCAGCAGCCAGAGCUAGCAAAAGGCUUGUUUUGCCCGACCCCAGCGUCCGGAGUGUUAUGUAUAAAUAUUUGGAAAAGGAGAGCGAACUGAAUUUCCACAAAAUAUUCAACCAAAUAUUGGGUUAUUUGCUGUUCAAAGACUUUUGCGAAAAUGAUUCAGAAGAACCCAUACAGCAGCUUAAAUUUUACGAACAGAUAAAAAAUUUUGAGAAAACCGAAAGCUAUGAAGAGCGCAAAGAAUUAGCUCGAGAAAUAUAUGACAAUUUUAUUAUGGAAGAAAUGCUCUCUCACACAUACGAAUAUUCCAAAGAAGCUGUAGCCAGUGUACAGAAAUAUCUUUUAAAAAAUGAAGUACCCGUUAAUUUGUUUGAGCCUUAUAUCGAGGAGAUAUUUAACCACCUGAAAGGAAAGCCAUUCAAAAAGUUCUUGGAGAGCGAUAAAUUCACACGAUUUUGCCAAUGGAAGAACCUAGAACUUAAUAUACAGUUAACCAUGAACGACUUCAGUGUUCACCGAAUCAUUGGCCGUGGGGGCUUUGGCGAAGUGUAUGGCUGUCGAAAAGCUGACACUGGCAAAAUGUAUGCCAUGAAAUGUUUGGAUAAAAAGCGCAUCAAAAUGAAACAAGGCGAAAUGUUGGCGCUAAACGAAAGAACUAUGUUGCAAGCUGUGAGCACAGGGAUGGACUGUCCUUUCAUUGUUUGCAUGACCUAUGCAUUUCAUACACCUGACAAGCUGUGCUUCAUACUUGAUCUAAUGAAUGGCGGUGAUCUGCAUUAUCAUCUAUCACAACAUGGUGUCUUCAACGAGGAUGAGAUGAAGUUCUAUGCCGCUGAGGUAAUUUUGGGCUUAGAACACAUGCACAAACGCUUCAUAGUCUAUAGGGACUUAAAACCGGCAAACAUUUUACUCGAUGAGAAUGGACACAUACGCAUAUCGGACUUGGGUUUGGCAUGCGAUUUUUCGCGAAAAAAGCCGCAUGCCUCAGUGGGCACACACGGCUAUAUGGCGCCAGAAGUGCUUUCUAAAGGCACUGCAUAUGACUCAUGCGCCGAUUGGUUUAGUUUCGGCUGUAUGCUUUAUAAAUUGCUUAAGGGUCAUUCACCGUUCAGACAACACAAAACAAAAGAUAAACACGAAAUCGAUCGAAUGACUUUGACUAUGAACGUUGAAUUACCGGACUGUUUUACGCCCGAAUUAAGAAGCCUUUUGGAUUCAUUGUUACAGAGAGAGGUAGAUAAACGACUGGGAUGCAUGGGAAAUGGUGCGGACGAAGUGAAGAUGCAUCCAUUCUUUUCGGGCAUAGAUUGGCACCAGGUCUAUGUUCAAAAAUAUACACCACCAUUAAUACCACCGAGAGGCGAGGUUAAUGCCGCUGAUGCAUUCGACAUUGGCUCCUUUGAUGAAGAGGAUACGAAAGGCAUUAAGCUAACAGAUAGUGAUCAGGAACUAUACAAAUUCUUUCCACUUACAAUUUCCGAGAGGUGGCAACAAGAAAUCGCCGAAACAGUAUUCGAAAGCGUUAACAUUGAAACAGAUAAAAUAGAACAGAAGAAAAAGGCCAAACAAAAGCAGCAUUUCGAUGCAGACGAAAAGGAGUCGGACUGCAUAUUACAUGGUUAUAUAAAAAAAUUAGGUGGCUCCUUUGCAUCACUCUGGCAAACCAAAUAUGCUAAGCUUUAUCCAAAUCGAUUAGAGAUGUAUUCGGAGAGCGGAAGCAAUAAGCCAGAGCUAAUAUUUAUGGACCAAAUUGAGGAUAUUUCCUCGGAUUUCGUACAUUACAAAGGAGAACAAUGCAUACAAAUUCGCGUUAAUGAUGGAUCUCGUGAUGGCAGAAUAAUCCUAACAAAUUCAGAUGAAAUCGGCUUAAAAGAAUGGGCAUUCUCUCUACGAUCAGCCCAUAAAAAGUCACAAGAGCUUUUGGGUUCUAUGGCACGAAAAGCAGGAAAAAUCUAUGGCAGCGAACGUGAUGCAAAUAAAUCUUUAUAUAUUUUAACGGGAAGCAAUCCAAUUUCCAAAGUUUCCAACGGAUCCAACUAGCAAAUAUACAAAGGACGCACUGAAAGCUUAGGGCAGAUGAUGCUGGUGAUGAUGUCGAUGAAAAAGAAAAAUCAAAAGCAGCAUCAGCAGCAACAGAAACAGAAACAGAUGCAGAGAAAGAAGCACCAGCACAAGCUCCAACUCGUAUUUCGGUUUAUUAAGCAAAUGCUUUUUUAUUAUAAUGUGUAACAUUUUUUAGACUAUUUUUACAUGAUUGGUUUAAUAUACUUUUCAAAUGCAUUUGCAGGAGUAAAUAAAUAGAAAGUACUAAAAUUUAGCAAACAUACACACAUACAUACAUACAAACAAACAUAUGUUAGAGAAUAUAUCGUAAAACAAUAGGCAUUGUUACAGCAAGAUGUGCAGAGCAAAUUGACGGAUACUACGACUGCUAUACGUGAGUAAAGCGUAAAUGGAAUCAACGUAAUAGCGUAAAAACUGCAAUUUGAUUUGCAAGCCAAACACGCAUACAUACGAGUUCAUUAGAAAUGGGCAUAUCAAAGUGUAAUUAAUGCAUUCAUAUAAAUUGAUUAAACACUUUAGUGAUGCAGUUGGCCCAAAGUUGGUGCAUACAUAUGUUUAAAACAAAGUACGAAGUCGCAUUUGAAAAAAGAAGCAAAUAAAAAAAUCCAAUUUUAGAACAAUCACUGGUUAGAAGACCGCUGGUCGUGUAGUUUUAUGUAGUCUCGAGCGGGUUUAAUAUCUGCUCUUAUAGAUACAUGCAUACAUACAUACACACGUACACACAUACACAUAUGUACAUAUGUAUAUACAUAUGUACUGGGCUUAACAGCCGGUUGAUGUGCAAUUGCAAUGUUAUUCGAAAUCACGCCUAUCAUAGAAGUAGUAGAUGGUAAAUACAUAGUACAUACAUAUGUAAACUUAUCAUUAAUUUUGCUGUAAAUCGUACAUUUGUGUUUUAAGUUGUUGUUAUUUUUAUUGUAUUUGUGUAAUUAUUUGUUAACUAAAUGAAAUUCUGCAAAGAAUA